CUUCCAUCCCUGCUAUAACUCAACCAACCCAACUCCCAAUCUGUUCCUCGAGCGCUUUUCUCAUAUUCGAACGAGGCAAGCUACUAUAUACCCUUUUAUUGAUCAGUCUACUUAACUCCGGUAUCAUGUAUCGCCAAUCUUUCGCUCCUCCGCCUGCACACUCCCCUCCGCUGCACCACCCAGUGCCUCAGCAUGUCUCAACCGUCCCCAUGAUGCGCUCGCCUCCUCCGCCCACAUCCCAGCAGUCUCAACCCUCAAGUUAUGGCAACCCGUAUCAGCCAGCACCCGCACAGGGUGGCAGUGGGACAUAUGCCCCUGGAUUCGGGGGGUUUAUCAACGACCCCACGGCGCAGAUGGGGUUCCAGGUAGGAAAGAGUGCCAUGGCGGCUGGGCAGGAGUACAUGGAACAGAAUUUCAACCGCUACGUAUCCAUACCUGCGCUGAAGCACUAUUUCAACGUUUCGAAUUCGUAUGUGAUCAACAAACUCGCUCUGGUGCUCUUCCCUUGGCGGCAUAAGCCCUGGUCUCGCCAACAGGCACGUCUUGCUACCGCCUCAGUAGGACCAGAUGGCCAAAUAUCCCAGCAGCAGUACUCAUCCAUGUUCCUACCGCCGCGAGAUGAUCUCAACUCGCCAGACAUGUACAUCCCCGUGAUGGCACUUGUUACCUACAUCCUUCUCUCCUCAAUGCUUGCGGGUUUUCGGGGAAACUUCCAUCCAGAGCUUCUUGGAUCAACGACAACUACAGCUAUCGCGGUGAUGUUGUUUGAGAUACUGUGCUUGAAACUGGCUACGUAUAUCCUGAGUAUCAACAACGAAUCGCAGUUACUAGAUCUUGUCGCCUACUCUGGUUAUAAAUUCGUGGGCAUUAUUGUCACCCUUCUGGCUUCAGAAAUCCUGACACCUGGACGAGGAACUGGCGGCUGGGUGGGAUGGGUAGCGUUUAUUUACACGUUCUUAGCAAACGCUUUCUUCCUGCUUCGAUCCCUGAAGUACGUUCUGCUUCCGGACUCGACGAGUGACUCGUCCAUACGCACUGGCUCGAUGCACACGGUGGCUCGCUCUCAGCGCAACCGGCGCACGCAGUUCUUGUUUAUUUACGCCUACGUUAUCCAGUUUAUUUUCAUGUGGGUGCUAAGCCGGGAGGGCCCUGUGGCAGUUGCGGGCAUGGGUAGUGCGGGGUCAUCAUAGAGAGCUUCGAGGGCUUUGGGUUGCACAUAAUGAUAUACACGGACCUCAUGAAACCAAUCAAGCAAAUGUAGAAAACUCUCAUGUACUUGGGGUUGGUUGUAAAACGCUAGAAAAAUGUGAUAUUUACAAUACUUCAUUUGGAUACUGGAAAAGGAAGGCAACC
Messenger RNA from Aspergillus ochraceoroseus IBT 24754, 1353 nucleotides. Its product is annotated as protein transporter YIF1. Gene Ontology annotation, cellular component: endoplasmic reticulum membrane; endoplasmic reticulum-Golgi intermediate compartment; COPII-coated ER to Golgi transport vesicle. The record is from RefSeq and is a predicted model, not a curated record. Lineage: Eukaryota; Fungi; Ascomycota; Eurotiomycetes; Eurotiales; Aspergillaceae. The transcript has 3 exons. Bases 126 to 1190 code for a protein of 354 amino acids. Gene Ontology annotation, biological process: endoplasmic reticulum to Golgi vesicle-mediated transport.